Molecule: messenger RNA, 2618 nt
Organism: Gastrolobium bilobum
Lineage: Eukaryota; Viridiplantae; Streptophyta; Magnoliopsida; Fabales; Fabaceae
Product: probable LRR receptor-like serine/threonine-protein kinase At3g47570
Exons: 2
Coding region: 121-2439 (772 amino acids)
Biological process (GO): protein phosphorylation
Molecular function (GO): protein kinase activity; ATP binding; protein binding
Source: RefSeq, a predicted model, not a curated record
UGGGUAUUAAUAACUUAAGAGGGAUAUGUUCCAAGAGAAAUAUGCUGCCUCAAAAAAUUGACAUGGUUAGCACUGGGUCAAAACAAGUUGUCUGGUAUACUUCCUUCUUGUCUUUAUAAUAUGUCAUCUCUUGUUUUAAUCUCAGCUACAAAAAAUCAAUUUAAUGGCUCUCUUCCAUCCAACAUGUUCCUCACUCUUCCCAAUCUCCAAGCGAUUGCAAUUGGCAGGAAUCAAAUCUCAGGUACAAUCCCCAUUUCCAUUGCAAAUACUUCUGUCCUUCAAGCACUUGAUUUUGGUAAUAACAAUUUCGUGGGACAAGUUCCAAGUCUAGGCAAGCUACAAGAUCUUCUCAUACUAAGAUUUACCAAUAACAGUCUAGGUGACAAUUUAACCACGGAUUUGGAGUUUUUAAAAUCAUUAACAAAUUGUAGUAAGUUGCAAUGGUUAGAUCUGGCCGACAAUAACUUUGGAGGUCGUUUGCCAAAUUGCUUGGGAAAUUUAUCCUCCCAACUCAGUAAACUAUAUAUUGGGGGUAAUGAGAUAUCAGGACAAAUUCCAGCAGAAUUAGGAAAUCUAUAUAGCUUAAUUGUCUUGGGUAUAGAAAAUAACCAUCUUGAGGGGAUUAUUCCAUCUGCUUUUGGAAAGUUUCAGAAUAUGCAACUUCUAGCAUUGAGUGGAAACAAGCUGUCAGGAGUUAUACCAUUCAUCAUAGGAAACCUCAGUUUGUUGUAUCAUUUGGGUUUAGACCAAAAUUUGUUAGAAGGAAAUAUUCCUCUAAGUAUACGAAAUUGCCAAAAGUUACAAUAUUUGGACCUUUCCCAAAAUGAUCUUAGAGGAACCAUACCCUUAGAGGUUUUUAGUCUUUCCUCUUUGACAAAUUCACUAGACUUGUCCCACAACUCAUUAAGUGGUAGUCUACCAGCUGAAGUGGGCCAAUUGAAAAAUAUUGAUUACCUGGAUGUCUCUAAGAAUCAUCUAUCUGGUAAUAUUCCUGUAACCAUUGGAGAAUGCUCAAGCUUGGAGUACCUCUAUUUGCAGGAGAAUUCCUUCCAUGGAAUCAUUCCAUCCUCUUUGGCUUCACUAAAAGGUCUUCAAAAAUUAGACCUAUCCCGGAAUCACUUGUCUGGGUCGAUUCCUGAUGUUUUGCAGAAUAUUCAUUUCUUAGAAUACUUAAAUGUAUCAUUUAACAUGUUGGAUGGUGAGGUACCAACUGAAGGUGUCUUUCAAUAUGCAAGCAAGUUAGCAGUGAUUAGAAACAAUAAUCUUUGUGGAGGUGUUUUAGAGCUACAUCUAUCGCCAUGCCCUGUCAAAGGUGAUAAACAUGUAAAACACCAUAAUUUCAAGUUGAUAGCAGUGAUGAUUAGUGUGGUUGCUUUUCUUCUCAUAUUGUCAUCCAUGUCCACUUUCUACUGGAUGAGAAAAAAAAACAAGAAAUCAUCUUCUGAUUCACCAACAAUUGACCAGCUAGCCAAGGUUUCAUACCAAAACCUACACCGUGGAACCGAUGGGUUUUCAAUAAGAAACUUGAUAGGAUCUGGAAGUUUUGGCUCUGUAUACAAAGGAAUUAUUGAGCCAGAAGACACAGUUGUUGCGAUAAAGGUCCUAAAUCUUCAAAAGAAGGGAGCUCACAAGAGUUUCAUUGCAGAAUGCAAUGCACUCAAAAAUAUUAGGCAUCGAAAUCUGGUUAAGAUUUUAACAUGUUGUUUCAGCACAGAUUUCAAAGGUCAAGAAUUUCAAGCUCUAGUUUUUGAGUAUAUGACAAAUGGAAGCUUAGAAAGUUGGUUGCAUCCAGCAACAGAAAUUGUAGCUCAGCCUAGAUCAUUAAACCUUGAGGAAAGGUUUAAUAUUAUUAACGAUGUUGCUUAUGCAAUUCAUUAUCUUCACUACGAAUGUGAGCAAGCUAUCAUUCAUUGUGAUUUGAAGCCUGGCAAUGUUCUUCUUGAUGAUUGUUUGGUAGCUCAUGUCAGUGAUUUCGGUCUAGCAAGAUUGCUCUCAAGUGAUGGAGUCUCUUUCAUGCAAAGUAGCACAAUUGGAAUAAAGGGAACUAUUGGUUAUGCUCCUCCAGAGUAUGGAAUGGGUUCUGAGGUGUCAACUAAAGGCGACAUGUAUAGCUUCGGAAUUCUGAUUUUAGAAAUGUUAACCGGAAAGAGACCCACUGAUGAAAUGUUUAAAGAUGGUCAUACUCUCCACAAUUAUGUUAAAAUUUCACUUUUGAAUCACCUUUUGCAGAUUGUGGACCAGACUAUUCUCACUGUUGAAGAAAAUGCUACUAAGAAUAAAAACCUUGGCCUUAUGCAUCCUAAUGCAGAAAACUGUUUGCAUUCGCUUUUUAAGAUUGCACUUGCUUGUUCGGUGGAAUCACCAAAAGAAAGAAUGAGUAUGAUUGAUGUCAGCAAGGAGCUUAAUCUAAUCAAAAGUUUCUUCCCUUCCAAAAUUUAAUGGAGGCUAUCCAAGAAAAAACAUGAUGUAGAGCGCCAUCAUACUAUUGCUACUAAUUAAUGCCAGUAGAUGCUUGACAUAUUUCCCUAUUCAUGUUACCUCUUUUCUUAAAUGUUUUUCCUUGUAGUUGUCCAUUCACAUUUAAAAAAAUAUAAGAAUAAAAAUGCAGUAUGAGAUUU